CGGCGGCUCCUGCACCGAGAGCGGCACGGCCGGCGGGGCUCCGCGACCUCUGUGCGGUGCCCGCUCCGACCCGCAGCGGGAAGCGCCUGCACCGGAGUCACGCCGGAGUCACACCGGCUCGUGGGGGUGACACAAGCCGAUCGGGCCGACACACCUCGGUUGGCAGUAACAGCCUCUCUCCAGGGGUCCCCUAAUGUCCGGCCGUCACUGAAUGCAGGGCCGGGGCCGGAGCAGCCGGCACAGACACCAGCUCACCUGUUGACAGGACGGGAGGAGCCGGAGCCUGUACCGAGAAUGUAGAAGAUAGCAACAUGGACAAAAAACUCCAUUAUGUUAAAAAAGAGCUGCUCCGAAGGGAAAUUCCUCCAGUCUUGUUGGUGCUGCUGCUUCUCGCUGUCCUGCUCCUGAAUUUCCUUCUGUACAUGCAUCUCAACAAUUUCUCCGUCACCACCGGGCAGCCUGACGUGGACUCCAGCCUCUGCCCAUUUGGGUACUUCAGAUUAGGACCAUUGAAAAAUUGCUCGCCGUGGCUGUCUUGUGAAGCCAUAAAUACAGAAGUCAGGAAACUGAAGUGUGUUGGUGAAGGGGCUGUGAAAAAGGUCUUUCUUUCUGAAUGGAAGGAAAACAAAGUAUCCCUUUCCCAGCUUGCCAACUCAGAGCUGAAGAAAGAUUUUCUUCAUGGACUGAAGAUGCUGAAGUCUCUCCAGAGCAAGUAUGUUGUCAGACUGCUUGGCUAUUGCGAGAAGCAGUUCACAAUCCUUACCCAGUAUCACCCAUUAGGCUCCCUGAAGAGCCUGAAUGAAAUGCUGGACCUUCCCAGAUAUAAGGGCUCGAAUACUUGGCAUCGCAGAUUCAUGCUCGCAAUAGACUAUGUGAGCAUCAUCCAUUAUUUGCACAACAGUCCUUUGGGCACCUUAGUAAUGUGUGAUUCCAAUGACUUGGACAAGGUGUUAUCGCAAUAUCUGCUGACAAGUGACUUUCAUGUUCUGGUGAAUGACUUGGAUGCCUUGCCUCUCGUGAACAAGAGUGCUGGCAGGCUGGUGAAGUGUGGCCAUCGGGAGCUCCAAGGCGAGUUUGUAGCUCCUGAACAGCUUUGGCCCUAUGGGGAGGAGGUGCCAUUUAAAGAUGACCUCAUGCCUCCAUAUGAUGAGAAGACGGACAUAUGGAAAAUCCCUGAUGUCUCCAAUUUUUUCUUGGGCCACGUUGAAGGGAGUGAUAUUGUUAGGUUCCAUUUGUUUGACAUCCAUGCAGCAUGUAAGAAGAAGAACCCAGCUGAAAGGCCUUCUGCCCAGAUGGUCAUGGACACAUACAGGAAAAUUUUAACGUUGCUGCUCAGAGAGGCUGCCAUGCCUGGUACCAGGGAAAUGUUAUAAACGACUGUGAGAAGACAUACAUGUACUCUGGUUGAUGUCCUUUUAUUUAUUUAGCACCCACAGGGUGCUAGGUCCUUUACAAACUGGUAGCAGGACAAGGUCUCUACCCAAAGAACAAAGGAGACAAAAUUGACACUUGUGAUGGUUUGGAAAAAGUUUUCUGUGGAUUAUACUUUCAGAUACCUAGGAGCAGUGUGGAGUAACUGCCGUGUUGAGUUGAGAUGCAACCUGUGUCAGAGGAGACACACACUGUACUCCCCCUUGGAGAGUUUACUUUUGUUCCUUCUUGUUUUGCUCGUCUCCUUUAAUCUAAAACAAGCCUGAAAAUGUAUGGCUGAUUUUUGGUAUGGAAUAACAUACCCCACACACUGUGUGGGAGAAUCUCUGAAUCAGACUGGCAGCAAAUCGUUUGCUCACCAGCUGAAAAUACAGCUUCCAAAUAUGUAAAUUUUAAAAAGUGGGAGCAGAGAUCUUGUAUUGGUGACAUUGGUGGCCAUUCUCCUGGUUAAUUAUUUGUGAUCACGUGUGGACAGAUUAGCAUGACUGUUUAGUAAGACACAGUCUGCUUCAAGCCUAGCCAGCUAAGAUGCAAGAGAAAUUCUCUUCUGUGGAGGCCUACUAGUAUUAUGUUGCUAUGUUGACUCCAGAUGUAAAAAUCUUGCUUAGAAAUGGGAAAGUUUUUCUGCAAAUGGCUAUGUUAUAGUUGCUCUCAUCUUGUGCUAGUGUCUCUUUUAAGGAAAUCUGCCUUGUUAUUUUCAAGUUUGGCCUGUUACAUUAUAUGGAUUUUGUCAUGUGCCCCUACUCCCCCAACGUACUCAUCAGCACCCUCACAAGCCUCCUCGUUGCUCUGCCGUGUAGGAGGCGGGGGCCAAGAUCAUAAGCCAAGAUUUUCAAAAGGGACUUGGGAUUUUUGGAUGUCUCACUCUUUUCGGCAGUCUCGACUUAAAACACCUUAAGGGAGCCUGAUUUAAAAGAAGCGAAACGGCAGUGGUAUCAUCCCAUUGAUUCCUAUGGGACUGCUCACAGAGUAAGGGGGUACCUUUACUCACACUGAGUAUCAGGAUCUGCUGCUCCUGUAUUAACAAUACUGAUCUGAAUUAAAUAGCUUUCAUUUUAGUCAGGUAUGAAGGAAAGCUGGAUAUGUUGAAUAAAAGACGGACACAGAGUUUAAACAGCUAGCCAAUAAGUUUAUUGUAUAGUUAAAUGGGCUUGCAAGAAAUAUCAAUAUAUGAUGGCUAUAAAAUAAACAUGUUAUAUAUCUGCUGUAAAAAGAGCCAUCACUGACAAAAAAACCUGCCAGGUUUGUUAUACUGAGCUCUCAAUAAGGACCAGAGUCUGUCCUCCUCAUUCAUGUUGCACAGUAUCUUACUCUGCAAGCAGCCAUAUUGAUUUCACAGAGUGAGGGGGGACAGAUUCUGGCCCUAAAAUACCAUUUUGCCUUGGAGACUUCAUGAGGCCAUCAAAGUCUCUCUAUUUUUGGUUACAACUUAAAUAUGAGAUAUUUGUACACACUGACUCCAGGACCCAGAGCCAUCCUCUCCACUGCCUUCCA
Molecule: messenger RNA, 2925 nt
Organism: Mauremys reevesii (Reeves's turtle)
Lineage: Eukaryota; Metazoa; Chordata; Testudines; Geoemydidae
Gene: POMK
Product: protein O-mannose kinase
Exons: 4
Coding region: 312-1373 (353 amino acids)
Biological process (GO): protein phosphorylation; carbohydrate phosphorylation; protein O-linked glycosylation
Cellular component (GO): endoplasmic reticulum membrane
Molecular function (GO): protein kinase activity; carbohydrate kinase activity; ATP binding
Source: RefSeq, a predicted model, not a curated record